This is a messenger RNA of Paramecium sonneborni, 4430 nucleotides long. The record is from the annotation of a GenBank genome assembly. NCBI's taxonomy places the organism in Eukaryota, Ciliophora, Oligohymenophorea, Peniculida, Parameciidae.
AUGAAAGUUGUUAUAAAUAUACUCUGUAUAACUUUGUUUGUUUCUGCUUAAUCAUGUGGUAAAUGUAUCUUUCUUAAUUCAAGUUUCAAAUGAAUAAUUUUAUGAUAUAUUUGCAUCAGAAAAUGAGACCUAAGAAUGGGAUUUGAAUACACAAUUUUUCACAGGAGAGAAUUUGAAAUUUAAAAUCGCUCAAGAGAUUAAUUUUUUUCAAGUUUUAAAUCCUUUACACUAAAUUGGAUAAACAACUAAUGUAUAAAGUAAGAAAGAAUUUAAUUAUGUUAGCUUUAAAAAUACUUUCUUUAAAACCUUAGAAAUAAAAUGAAAAUGGAGUCUGGACUAAUACAUUUGUAGCAUUAGGAUUCAACGAAACUUAUUUUCAAAUUUUAUACUCAAAAGAGUAAUUAAUGAGUAUAUUUUCUUUAGUGGUAUUUUGAAUUAGAAUAAACUUACUAAUUUUAAUGAAACAAUUAAAAUAAGGGAAAAAACAAAUGGAUUUUCAUGUUUUGAUUUUGAUUUUAUAUCAGAAACCAAAGUUGUUGUAGAUUGCAAUUUGCUUGAUUCAGAAAACCCUAAUAAUUAUAUAAAUGGGUUACUAAUAGUUGAUAUAUAAGAUAAGAAUUAUUUCGGUAUUGAAUUAAUAGACAAUCCCCUUGGUUAUAAUUAUACUGAAUAUAGAAUAGUAUAAUUCCAUAAGUACAUAUUUGAAAAUUUAAAAUAUUAAAACUUAUACUUUAGAAGUGAACCUGCUUGGGAAACUGAAAAAGCGAGAUAGACAUUGUUUUUAAAAGAAGAUAGCAUUUUAGAAGUAUUUGAAUUUACAAAGAUAUUUACUCUUUAAUAAAGAACUCCAAUUACAGUUUUAACAAAAUCAAUAUUAGCUAAGUUAUUAGGUAUUGAUGAAAGUGUUUUACAUUUUUCAUUAGUAGAUUUUAAAAUAGACACAAAUGGUUAAAUUAAUAUUUUAGAUUCAAACAAGGGUUUGUAUGUGUUGUCAUUAAAUUUACCAAAUUUAGAGUGGAAAUUAGAUGAAUGGAUAAUUAAUCCAUUUAAAACUGCAUGUUUGGGAUUUGAUAUUAAUCACUCUAUUUAAAAAGAUGGAACUAUUACAAAAAAGUUAAUUUUAGUAUUUAAUGAUAAACUUAUACUGUUUGAAAAUGGAGUAAUAUAAUAUGAGAUUAGAAUACCUCAAAUAGAAUAAUACAAUUCAAAUUAAAUUUAAUUGAGUUAAAAGUAUAUUAUUCUUAGGAUUAAAACAAUGAUACAUAUAUACAGUAUAAACAAUGGAAAAUAAAUAUUUAUUUCAUAAGAAAAUUUAGAUAAGAUAAUUGUAAAUCCUAAUUAUGAAGACAUAGUUGGUAUCAAUUCUUAAAUAGCAAAACGAUUUUUCCUAAAUAAUGGUUUAUUACAAUUGAAUAGAGCUGAUACUUCUAGUUCUAGAACUAAUAUUAUUACUUUGACAGCUGAAACAAUAGAAUAACCAGUAAAAAAGUGUUCAGUUACUAUUAAUUUAUAUAUUCUAAAAAAGAACGAAUCACAGAUUUAUACUUUUAACAAUAGUCCAUUUAAAACAUUUAUUACAAUUCCAUCUAAUUCAUUAUAUUUAGAUUAAAUUGCAUCAGGACCUAAUUUAUAAUAUACUUCAAUGAAAUAAAUAGACAAAGAUUUAAAAUAAUCUUACAUUUCAUAUUAAAUUCAAUCAUUGAUGAAUUUUUCAAUAGAGAACAUACAUAUGCCAGAUCCAAAACAAAUUGUUUACUCUGACCUUGUUUUAAAUGAAAAUCAAAAAGAAUUUUAUUUGUUGCAUUAAGUUACUUCUAAAAUAGUAUAUAUCUACAGAUGUUAAAACUUAAAUUAAAAUAUGGAGCAGUUAUCGUGCGAUAAUUAUAAUACUUUUGGACUUCCUUCAAUUUUAGAUAAAUCCGUAGGUUUCUUUUAUUGGUUUAUUUAAAGUUCAACAUUAAUUCUUAUUCAUUAAAGUUCUCAGUUUUCUAUCUAUGUUUACUCUGCUUAAGAAGGAAGUUUAAAAAAUAUUCUUUAAAUUCUAUUUAAUGAUUCAGUCAUAGAAAAUCAAAUAUCAUCAGUAGCAUUAAUAUCAGACAAUAUAUAUAUAGUUUAAUCAGGAUUGAAAAGAAUAUCAAUUUAUUAAUUGUAAUACCCAUUUAGUUUAUUAUAAAUUGUUGAUUAAACUUACAUAUAAAAGUUUGAUAUUUCUGGAUUAUUUACACCAAUUAAAGUAUUUGGAAAUAAAAAUAAUAAUCUAGUAUUUAUAUAAACAUAAACUUCUCUAUUAAUUGGAACUUUUUCAGAAAUUUAUACUCCUUGUCUCAUAAUCCAUAAAGAAGUUUCAAUUUUAACAGGAUCAGAAAUGGAAAUAGUAGUAGGAAUUAAUAGCUUUUUUAUUUUAUAGAUAUUAAAAGAUUAAUAAUAAAUUGAAGAAUAUAAUUCUUAAAAUCUUUAAAAUAUAUUUAAACUAAGAGAUGUUCCAUUAUACAAUUAUAAAUUAUAGAAACCCUUAACUGUAGAUUAUUCUUUUUAGACAGGAUGGUUAUAUGUAAGAGCAAGUGAUGGAUAAUAAACUGUUAUAUUAAUUUAUUAACCAAAUGUCUUAUCUCAUGUUUCUUUAAAUAAAGUUAUUGAUACAAAAGGAUUAGUAAAAGAUGGAUAGAUUUUUAAUUUUGCUGUUGAUGGUAUAGAUUAAAUGAUUUUGUAUUACAAUAAUAUUACUAAUCAUUAAUUUCUGAGUAUUUAUACUAAGCCUACCUUAUAUUUAACUCCUAAACCAGAUUAAAUUGAAUAUGUUUAUAAUUAAGUGAUUGCAAUAUAAGUUUCUGGUAUUACUGGUGUUAAACCUAUAACAUCAUAAUCUUAAAUCACAAUACUUAAUACAUAAAGUUAAUUGUUUAUUUAAUAAGCUCUAUUUGAUAGUAAAAAAAAGAUAUUUCAAUUUAUCAAAUAAUCUUAAAUAUAAUUUAUUAGUAUGGGAACUGACUGGUAUUCAGGUUAGGUUAUUGAAUUUAAUAUCAAAUGUUAAAAAUGUAUAAGCGAAACUUAAAUAAUCUCAAACAUUUUCAAAAUUAAGGAUAGUGACUACUUUGGUUCACCGAUUUUAGAUGGUCAAUCUUUUGGAUAAGCAGGUUAAGUAUAUUAAACAAAAAAUGCUUUAAUAUUUCAAGAUUUAAAUAAUAGAUUUAAAAAUAAAAUAUUAAUCAAUUUGGAUUAAGAAGAAUGUUAUUAAAUAUCCAUAUCUGCUGAUUAAAAUUUCAUCUUGUCUGCUUGGUAAAAUAUUAUUAAUAAUUAAUUUGGUUUAUAUAUUCAUAAAUGCAAAUUCUAAGAUCUUUGUUCUCCAUUUAGAUAAGGUAUUUAUACAUUAAAAAGUUUCUAAAAGAUUGCUAAAAUCUAUAUGCCUGAUUCAAAGAAUAUCAUUAUUUUAAAUACUAAUCAUCAAGACUUUUCUGCUUUUAUUAAUUUUAUAGUAGUGGCUUCUUUUGAUGAUGAUGGUACUCAAUUUUCAAUUACUCAUUAAUAUGUUAUAAAUAAUCAAUAUGUUGGAACCAAUUAAUUAUUUAUUGCUGACUUUGACUUUAUUAAAUAUUAAAUUAAUGGUGCUUCAUUUGCUACUAUUUUAUUUACAGAUAUCAAUAAUGGAAUUUAUUUUGCUCAUUUUAAAUAUAAUGAUUAAGGCUUGUUAACUAAAACAACUAAUGAAUUAUUUAAAUUAAUUAAUUUCUAAGAUGAUUAAUUUUUUAUUGAUUCAGAAACUAAAUUUUAUCAAGUUAAAGUUAUUUUAUUCUAAAUAAAUAAAAAACUUUUGUCACUCAAUGUUUUAGUCACUACCAAUAAUCAAGCUCAAUAUAUUAUUGCUUUCGAUUUAAAUUCAUAAAAUCCUUAAUUUGGCCUUCCUAUUAUUAAAUCAAGUACAUCACUUAUUAAUAUCUUAACUCCAUAUGGAAAUUGGCCAUCUAUUAAUAAGCUAGCCUUUUUUAAGGAUUUUGUUGCUAUACCUUAUACAAAUUAAAAAAAAGUUGUUAUUGGAAUUUAUUCUAUUCCCAAUUUUAGAGAAUCCACUGCCAAAAUUAUAUCCUUCACUCAUUCCCUAUCCUCUUAUUAUAAUAAUAUUUCUCCAGAAGAAUUUGUAAUGAUAUUCAAUAAAGAUAAUGAAACUAAUUAUGUAAAAAAUUAUUCAUAUUUAGCCUUCUAUUUUCAUUAAUAUUUACUAUGAUAAUAGAUAUGAUUAAUUUCCUAUUGAAUAGUUUUAAAUCAGAAGCGAUCCAUAAAUUCUAUUAAGAAAUUCCACUUCAUAUGAAAAUGAGCUUUAAAUUUAAAUUUGUUUAAAAAAUGAUUUUAACCAAAUUUGUGGUAAUGCAACUUUAACAUCCAUCAACAAAACUAAAAUAAGCAAUCCAAUUUUAGAUGAAAAAUUCUUGGAAUGA